Molecule: messenger RNA, 3846 nt
Organism: Gamsiella multidivaricata
Lineage: Eukaryota; Fungi; Mortierellomycota; Mortierellomycetes; Mortierellales; Mortierellaceae
Exons: 4
Coding region: 89-3781 (1230 amino acids)
Source: RefSeq, a predicted model, not a curated record
UAAUCAUACCAAUCUCACUCGACGUAAGAAACAUACCUCUGACAGCCAACUCUUUCUCUUCCACAAUCUGUAAUGUAGGUGAAGCAUCAUGUUAGCCCACAGAUCGUCUCUGAAAUCAAAAAAGAACGAAAAUAUAUCCAUGCCACAGACACAUCUUUCCUCUCCCACAACCACAGCAAUGACUACAACCAUGCCGCAGCAGGUACACAACAUUCUCCCGCCUGUGGCCCCGGCCCGGCGUGCCUCAUCCUUGAAGUCGGACCGUAGCAGCAUCAGGAAGGUGAUGAAUCGUACCUGCAAGCCGCCUUCGAUCUCUACAUCCUCCACAGGGAUCUUGUCCAUCAGCAACUCUGCCUCUGUUAACAGCACACCCACACCGGCCACGCCACGGCCAUCAGGCGUUCGACGGAAAGCAGUCGCUAUGCUACCGAUGCCGGCCUCGCCGAACUAUACCGAACCGCUGAUCCCAGAGGCAAAGAUCCAGAACAACAUCUCGAGCAGGCAAAGCAUCAUCAAGCGAAAUACCGAUCAUGGUGCGGACCCUUUGCCGGAUAGAUCUCCUUUGUAUCACAUGGACGCUCUGCAGUCUAGUCAUCAUCAACACAACUCUACACAAAGCCUCUAUCAGGGCAACAGAAACAACAUCAGCAAUGGACUUAAGUCUAAGAAUACCAAUAGCAUCAACAGUAGUGAGGCACGUAGGAUCAAUCUCAGCAAUCCAAGUGGUCUCCUGAAGCACAUCGGUCGUGGGACGAAUAGCAGUAGCACAAUUCCUUCCAUGCAGGCGGCAAGCACCUUAUUCUCACCCAGCGGUAACGUCUCGAGCAGCGGAAGCAUAAUGAGCCCACAGGGCAAUGGAAGCAGCAUUCGUACCUACCAGGAUGGUCAAUCACAUCGUCAAAACCGGCGACAACAGCAAGAGAAUAAAGGGGGGAACAUGGGACAAAAAUUUCAAGGCUUUCUCGCCAUCGGUGGAUCGCUUCUAGGGAGUAAGAAGCGUGGCGGUGAUCCUAGCAUUGAAUUAGGAAUAUCUACCGCAUCCUUGUCAUCUCCAUCCAUGUCAUCGAUGGCGAAGGACGGCUCAGGAUCAUCAUUUGGCAAGAAGGACAGUACUAUAUCCCCUAAUAUGCAAAAACUUUCGCUGCUUUCGCGGGUCCUUGGCGGUCAGCAACAAAAUCAGAAUCAGGCGCUGUCUUCUUCGAUUGAAACCGAUUAUUUAAGAGAUUCUGAUAACAUCCUUAAAGAGAGUGCGCAGUGGAACUCGAAUAAUGCGGGCAGGACCAUGAACUGGGAGAUGAACAAGAGUGUGCCGUCGUCUGAUUACGAGAACGAAGCAUUUGCACUCUGGAUCCGACCCAAUAUCCAGGCGAGAACAGUCAUCAGCGGUGCUGAUGUAGAGAAUGCGGCGAAGGCAGCCCUCAAGGAUGAUGCGACCCCUCGCGACGAAGAGAAGAGGAAGAAAUAUAGGCCAGAACUCGAGGACAUGAAAGUCUUGGAGGAGGUGCUUGACUUUUCGGUGAUCAUCUUGAUGCGCGUCUCUGCAAGUCUCUAUCCAUUCAUUGCAAGUGCCCACUCCAAAUCAAUACCAAUCAACGUCUACUGGAAGACUCUCCAAUAUGAGGAUCGCGGUUGGAAGUACUACAGUGUUAGGACCCUCAAGGAAUACCAAGACUAUGUCAUGGCUGACAUCGGAUCUGCAAUCGAGGCCAUGAUCGAGAUCUACGACCAGCAAGAACGGCCCUUCAGUCACCCAGACAACAUGGGUCGAGACAUCAAACCGCAGGCCAGUGCAAAGUUUCCUUCUCCGGUUAUUCUCCCUCCAAAUCGACCAUGUCUACCAUGUCUGAUUCGAAGGCCUAUGACUAAUACCAGCGUCAACAUCAGUGACCGCACCACGAGCAUGCGUCCGCCCUCUACGAUUACCACCACUUCUUCAGUUGCAUCCACCGCAGCCCUCAAGAAGCAUCGCCGCCACUCAUCCAUCCCAGGAAAUCGUCCGAGUAUUUCGAGUGUGAUUAUGUCGAUCAAGCAAAGUAUCCCGAUGUCACUGCACUCCCCACAGCAGGGUCGCACAUGUACUGACAGAUACAACAAUCCAUUAUACACGUCUUACCCAGACGGCACACCUUUCGGGCCUGGUUUCCCAACGCGACCUGUGCCAUUGUCCUAUACUCAAGCUGAAUCGAUGGAUCAACAAGUGCCAUACAUCUUUGCUACAGGUCAUGGCCAUGGAGGUUCUGAAGGAGGGAGUAGUAUUGGCGGGGCCAGUUUUCUUCCACAGUCGAUCCAAGCCAUGAUCAAUGCUUUUCGCAACAGCAACAGCAACAGCAACAAUAAUAUCAACAACAACAACAACUCGACGAAUGCCAACGUACACAACAGUAGCGUCCUCACUCUGAGCAGUUCGGGUGCAGCCCCGGUCCCGUUGUCGAAGCAAGAUGAGAAGCGGCAGCAGAUGGAGCAUCGCUGGAGGAUCGACGUCAUGCGUAGGAAAGCCCAUUUGCGGGCUUGGGCUUGUCGAUGCUUUUUAGAUUUGUAUCAUUUCUCGCUGACGAUCAACGCUGCGCCGCUCGAGGAUGAGUUUAGGGAUUUAUAUAGGAUUAUUAAUGCGAUCGUAGAGGUGGAUGGGCAUGCGAGUGAGAAAUCGCAUGACGUAUUGGCAAGCGUCGUGAGUCGGGCGCGCGAGCAAGAGAGAGGGCCGUUUAUACUGAGGUAUAGUCAAUACAAGACCAACGCACCCUCGGGGAAGGAGAUUUGGGAGGCGAAUGCGGAAGCUGUGAAGCGGUUCGAGGCUGAGUAUGCAGCGGAUGAGGAUGGGACAAAGAAAAAUUCGGCGACUGCGAAUGGUAGUAAGGACUAUGCAGUAAGUCUGGCGCUGCAUGGUUGCGUGGCACCCUUGCGCCCCAUUGCCUCGUCCUCUCCCAGAGGUCCUGGCGACACGAAGGGCGAUUUUCGUGACAGUAACAACAGCGACGAUUUGCUGCUAUCCUCCACGGUUUCCACCUCCGCUUAUGACUUUAUAGAAUUCUACGGACUCCAGGGCCAUCCAGUCUGGGAACCACUUCUGGACCGUCUCACGAAGUUUGAUACCACCCACCACGAGCUCGAUGCCCGAAAUGUAUUUCAAUUCCUGCGCCGUAUGAGCCUCUCUGCACCCGGCGUCGCUGAUUCACAAAACAUGCUCUCGGACGAGACGCGUGACGAGAUGCUGGCAGUUCUUUGGGUGUUGGAAAGAUGUGUUGCAGAACGCCCGGACUAUCAGCAGUCGCCGACAUGGUUCCGGCUGUCAUCGAGCGCAAGUGCUGUGCAGGCGGUGUAUAAUGCCGGAGGGGUGAUUCCGUACCUGAAGGAAUUGAGGAAGAAGGAUGCGAGGGGCCAGGAUCCAGUCUUGACAGUGCACCCGGUAACGCUGACGGGGUACUUCAAGAGGCUGUUGAAGGAGAGCGGGGGAUUAUUAUUGAAGGAAACGACGGGGUUGUUUGUGGAGUUGGCGCGUCCUGCCACAGACAAUGGCGACUUCUGGAACCUCGAAAAGCUGAGCUUAAUCGACCGUGCGCUGCUAUACCGUGUGAUAUGUCUAGACCUGAACCGCGGACAGGUCUUCCUUCGAAUUUCGCGCGUGAUGGAUCAGAUCCUUAAGUCGUCGCCCAGGGACAUGGAGCUCGAUGCGUUUGCGCUGUCGAAGAUGGUCCAGGUGGUCGAGUUGAGUGGUGUUCUGGACCUGAAGGCGUUGCGACGGUGGAAUGGCGCUUGGUCGGCUAUUAUCCUGGGGUAUAUGUGAGAAAGCUCAAGCGAGAAUGAGUGAGAAGGAAAAAAGAAAGAAUAAGACCACUGUAUUUUUAUGAA